Messenger RNA from Didymodactylos carnosus, 858 nucleotides. Lineage: Eukaryota; Metazoa; Rotifera; Eurotatoria; Philodinida; Philodinidae. The record is from the annotation of a GenBank genome assembly.
AUGUCGUCUAAUGCGCAUCUACGCAAUCCUCCCCCAAUUCGCGCCGGUUCUCCAACCGCUAUUCAUCUUCCGUCCACAAAACCGGAAAGCCUUUCUACCAAUCCCUCUUCAGCUAUACAAAUAAAUCAGCCUGUUUCUUCCGCUGAUGUACCGUCCCAAAUGCGCCCGGCACAUCAGACUGUUAUUAUUCCGGCACCUACUACCAUUCCUCAAUAUUCUGGUACACCUUCUGAAAAAUCUCUCCAGUUUUUACUUCGUCUUCAGCACUUUGCUUCAAGCAUGUACGGCUGGACUGAUACUGUAUUACUGCAGGGUGUUUCUACCUUUUUACAAGCUACCGCUUUAGACUGUCCCAGCCAGAAGCUAGCCACUAUGGAACGUUGUAAUCAUGCUCAGCUUGGAAUUCUAGCGCAAACUUCUUGUACUAUUACACCUCAAGUCAAACCUGAUAAUGUCCCUGAUCUUACACACACCGACCUAACAUCUUCUCAGCGCCAUCAACUUAAGCAAUUAAUUCAACAUUUCCCGACAACACAUCCUGGUGCAAAACCUACCAACUCCCAGCCUUAUCUCAUGGCUCCACUUAAACAAGCUCAUGCAUCAACUGCAAUUGACGACAUGUUACACGAUGAUGUCAUCUCAUCGUCGUCUAGACCAUGGGCUGCUCCCGUGGUUCUUGCCCCCAAAAAGGAUGGUACUCUCCGUUUUUGUGUGGACUAUCGCAAACUUAAUGUGCUUACUGUAAAGGAUGCAUAUCCUAUCAAAUGUGAGUUUUGUCGCAAAGAACUGAAAUAUCUAGGACAUCUCAUUGCCCCUGACGGAAUAAAACCUGAUCCAUCACUCGUUUCCGCGGUUUAA